AUGAUACAUAAUAGACGAAUGGAAAGUUCGUCCGAUUUUGCACGGAAGGGAUGCCUCACAGGGGCAAUAUUAAUGUCUCUAAUUGGUAUGGGACUUAGUAUAGGAGCCAUUCUAACUCCAAGUUGGCAGGUUGUUAAUUUACGAGAAUACAGCUCCAUACACGAGCAUGGUCUAUGGUUAGAUUGUACUAGGCAUAGUAGAGAUGGAAAUCAUAUUCUUCAAAGAUAUGCGACUGUAUCUGAACCUCUUCAUUGUGUUUAUAAAUUCGAUUAUGACAAAUAUUCUGGAACUUUUGAUAUCGAAGACGAUAACAGUCCAGUUGGUGAAGUUAACCGACACAAGUUUUAUGGAUGGCAUACAGUCACUCUAAUCCUACUUGCAUUAGCCUUAGUGACAUCAUUCUUAUCAACUUGUUUGGGAAUUUGCUCUUGUUGCUAUGGUUCUUUGACUUUAGUUUUCACAGCCAUUCUUCUCAUCACAACCUUCUUGUCAUCAGUAGCUGAAGGAAUCUUCUUCUUUUACUCUCACAGAGCUGAUAAUCGAUUCAUUAAAGGAAUCGUUGGUACCUAUGAGCAAAGAGUUGGAAUUGCAUUUUUCUUACAAAUGGCUGCUUGCUUCUGCCAUUUCAUCUCGUUCCUAAUUGCCAUGUUGUCAACCUACUUCUCAUUCGCUGGAGGUAAGGAUCUCUCAGAUCACUACAGCAUUCAAAGAAGUUCACGCACUAAUGUCACUAAUGUUGGGAGAUCAAUGGAAUUCGAUCCAAUGAUGUACCCCAUGCAGACUCCACAACCUACAAGGUAUUCCAAGCAAGAGGAAUAUGAUAGGCAAGUGGCUGAAAGCAUGCCAGAGUUGGGAGGAGUGAGCUAUCCAAGAGGAGCCGCGUUCCCCUCAUCCGACUUCAUGCCAUCCAGAAUUCGUCGGAAGAGCGAAACAUGCGUGUAA
Messenger RNA from Auanema sp. JU1783, 942 nucleotides. NCBI's taxonomy places the organism in Eukaryota, Metazoa, Nematoda, Chromadorea, Rhabditida, Rhabditidae. The record is from the annotation of a GenBank genome assembly.